AUGUAUUCUAGUGACAUCGAUAUGUUGAACCUAAACGAAAAUUUGUGCAUAGAUGAAUAUUCAUUCAUUCCGUUUUUUGAACCGAUAAAAAUCAGCGACACAAAUUGCUGGCUAGCAGAUUUGAUACCGGACAUUAGCACUGCCUUUUCGGAUCAUCAAACGGGCGAGGAUAAUAUGCAGCGUUCUCAAAUCAGCUCUCUCAGUAAAUCAUCCAGCGGCCUCAACAGACAAGAAUCACAAACUGUUACUGCCACCCCGAAAACACAUGUUGCUGCAAAGCGCUCUCGUACCGCCUACACCAGCCUGCAGCUGGUAGAACUGGAGAAGGAAUUCCUGCACAACCGAUACCUUUGUCGCCCCCGGAGGAUUGAAAUUGCCACUAAACUUUCCCUAACGGAGCGACAGAUAAAAAUAUGGUUUCAAAAUCGUCGAAUGAAGCAUAAAAAAGAAUCCGCUGGAGUAAAGAGUGUACAUCGAUCAAAUGAAACGUUCAAAAGCGGCGGCUUGCAAAAGAGCUGCACAAAAAACGCAAAAUCCGCUUUGUUAACUCAAGCCAACGAAACCAGUGGGCAUCAAAGUAUUGUUAACAGACUGAUGGCCCAUUCGACGUUCUCUCCGUGCCUUCCAGCUACUGCAAGAAUCGCCGAAUCAAAAGCGAACUACACAUCAAAAGCAGAAAGUUCAUCCGAUAAGGACACCUACUUCAGUCCGACCGAAAACAACGGACAACGAACGAAUAAAUUAUCAAUGAAAACACUAUCAAGUAUUAAAAAUGAAUGCACCGCCUACGAUACGACGUUUCAUCCGCCAGCCGGUAGGGAUCCCAGUCCACCUCCUAUGGAGAGCAUUUUCCAAAACGGCAGUGAAACGAAACCUUCCGUAACAGUGCAGUGGGGUAACAACGAGAGCCGCACCGAAAUGGAUUCCAUCUACAGUCAUCUCGAGACGUACCUUCCUUUCGAUUCGGAAUAUUGCAAUGCAAACGCACUGUUCAGUGGUCUUCCCUCGGUCGAGCAAUCGGUACUGUAG
Molecule: messenger RNA, 1029 nt
Organism: Sabethes cyaneus
Lineage: Eukaryota; Metazoa; Arthropoda; Insecta; Diptera; Culicidae
Product: protein zerknuellt 2
Exons: 2
Coding region: 1-1029 (342 amino acids)
Biological process (GO): regulation of transcription by RNA polymerase II
Cellular component (GO): nucleus
Molecular function (GO): DNA-binding transcription factor activity, RNA polymerase II-specific; RNA polymerase II cis-regulatory region sequence-specific DNA binding
Source: RefSeq, a predicted model, not a curated record